Peronospora matthiolae is the source of this 2385-nucleotide messenger RNA. Lineage: Eukaryota; Oomycota; Peronosporomycetes; Peronosporales; Peronosporaceae. The record is from the annotation of a GenBank genome assembly.
AUGAAGAUCUUUACAUCAACUCUGAUCGGAGUCAGCACGGUUCUCCAGCAUUCACACCUUGGUCGAGUUGCCGGUCAAGACUCCGAUACGAAUGGCGCUUCCAGUUUCAGUGAUGGAUCAUCUGUUGUGGCAUCAACGUUUGCACCUGCACCCAACAGCACUACUUCUGCUGUAAUGAUUGCUGGUGAUGCAAAUUCGUUGGCAUCAGCGGACCUGCCAGCUCUGGAAUUCAGUGACGGUGCCUCCUCAGGGUUUCGCGCCCUAGAGCCACCCAGCUACCUCGUCGAGCGCACCAACGCGAUGAUGGGCCUAUGUCCACCCAAGUACCUGGAUCCAUCGGUGAUCAAGCACCGUGCGAUCCCAACCAACAACUGGUGGGGAAACAUCAUCGCGCACGACUCGAAUGCGGCCAUUCAACCCAUCUGGUCCAAUCCGUACUCCCUGCAGAUGGUCGUCGACAAGGCUCCGUUCGGCAUGUCCGCGAGCUACCCGUACCGCAGUCGCUUCAGUGGUGGCAACUCCGGCAACAACGGCGCCGUCAAGUACUAUGCGCACGGUAUGGUUCGAGAGUUCUUGUUUUCGGCUGAAGAAAUCGUGUGGCGGAAGCCCAACUUCCAAGUUACCGAUUGGGCGGAUCAAGGAGUGACCGUAAAGUUUACUGUCAGCUCCUCCGGUGGAAGCAUGGUGUCGGACCUUGUUUCUGGCAUGGUGUACGCCUCAAUGAAGUACUCGGGUCUCACUCCGCGAUUCGUGUCAACUGCAGCGAUCUCCACUGUAAAUGGCCGACCCCUCGGUGGUCAAGUGCGUGGUUCCAAGUUCCAGAUCGUCUAUAACUCCGGCCAGAAGUGGGUAGUCUUCGCGUUGUCAAGUGACGGUCGUACUGCAAAAGAUAUCACUCUGACUGCAGAUGGUACAUCCUCCCUCAAGAGUACGGGUGUGUUCGACGGCAUAUUGCGCGUUGCUCUCGUGCUCGAAGAUUCUUGGUUGAGCACGCUCGACCAGCACAAAUCAUGCAUUGUACAAGCAGCGAACGUUGACAUUCGUGACGACAGCUCCUAUGCGUUCAAGUGGAAAACGAUGGGAGAUUGUUCCAGUGGUCUGUUGCACUUUGCAAUGAAGCACCACGCUGAGACCCUGGUCACGAGCAGCGGGGUACGCCAAGUGGACGGCAUGGUAGCCCACUCGACAACUCGAGGCGCGCAUCAAGCUUUCACCACACCAGGCGGGUCUGGCGAUCCCGUGUGGGAAAUCAAGGAGACACAGCAGGUGCCUGAAGACUUCUACCCGUCCCGCAAAAUUGCAUCAAAUGUCGCUCAUGAGCAACGCAUCGCUGAGCACCUGCGCGAAGACAUCAACAGCGCGUGGUCGAUUCCUCUGGACGGCAGCUACUACUUCAACGGCAAAGCUGCGCAGAAGUAUGCAUCCCUGUGCCUAAUUGCGAACGAUGUCGCGAUUGUGGGCGACGACAAGAGUCUGCUGAAGACAUGCCUGGAGAAACUACGCCGUGUGAUGGCGCCGUUCGUAGCUAAUAGAUGGGCCAACAAGCUCCAGUACGACCAGGUCUACGGUGGCAUCGUGAGCUCGCAAGGUUUCAAGACCAAAGAUCUCAACUCGGACUUUGGUAACACCAUGUACAACGACCAUCACUUCCAUUACGGCUACUGGGUACACACGGCGGCCAUCAUCAACCGCCUCGACCCGACGUGGAGUGACCUCAGCAAACUCAACAUCAUGGUCGACCUUCUCGUACGCGACGUCGCCAACUUCGACCGCGAAGACAAGUUCUUCGCACGAUUCCGCUCGUUCGACUGGUUCCGCGGCCACUCGUACUCACACGGCGUCACUCCGUUUGCCGAUGGAAAAGACCAGGAGAGCACGUCGGAAGACGUCAACUUCGCCUUCGGAAUGUACAUGUAUGGCAAGGCCACGAACAACGCGGCUAUGGAGGCCGUCGGCAAGCUCAUGACGCGUGUCAACGCGCAUGCCAUCAAGACGUACUUCCUCGUCGAGGACGCGAACCAAAUUCACCCGGCCAACUUCCGCCCCAACAAGGUCACGGGCAUCUUCUUCGAUAACAAGGUGGACUACGCGACAUGGUUCAGCGCUGAGAAGCACUGCAUCCACGGCAUCCAGAUGAUCCCCGUGUCGGCUGUGACCGAGUUCGUGCGCACCAAACAGUUUGUAAAAGAGGAGUGGGAGCAGGUGCUGGGCAAGGAGGCCAUCGUUACGCGCGAGGACACGGGCAACACCUGGCUCUCGCUGCUGUACGCGAACUUCGCGAUGGUGGACAAGCAGCGCGCGCUGCGUGUAUUGCAGAAAACAAAGAUGGACGACGGCCUGUCUCGUUCCUGGGCACUCUACAUGGCUGCCAGCUUUGCUGAGUGA